CGUUACUUUGCAUUGCCAAGUAAGUGUGUCCCUGUCCAUGUGUGUAAUCACGGCCUGCACAUUAAAUGUCGUUUUCCAAUGUAAUAAUCAUGCGACAGCCCGACGAGGGCAGGUGUCACAUUUGUAAGCGGGUUUUUUGUUGCGGCCAGUGCCGCCAGAAGCACCAGUUCAAGGCCCACGCCAUCGCUGUGCGCGAACCACUGGGGUUAAAAGCCUGCGGCGCAGACGGCGUCGGCGGGAUCAAAGAGCACUGCCAUAGGAUGGAGUCCGGAGCAACCACUAUCUACGUGUUCUGUCCGAUCUGCGAGCGGCGGCCGCUCCUGCUGCGCGAGGAGAUGCAUGGCGAGCUGCUGGCCCACAUCGAAACCUGCCACCUGCCGCUGCGGUGCCGCAAGUGCCAGCGCAACUACACCCACAUCGACGACCUGCGCGAGUUCAGCAAGUGCGUGGACCAGGCGCAGAGCUGCACGGAAGCAGGCUGCACCGACCUCAGCGGCGAGACAGAGGCCUCCAGGGCAACGGUAAAGAAGGCGUGCAACAGCACCGCCAUUUCUACGCAGACGUCGCCCGGUGUGACGCCUAUAUCGCUUAUCAAUAUGCGGUGGAAGGCCAAGAGCCGCGUCACCCACGAAGAGUUCAUUAGCGACAGCGUCUCCUCCAUCCGCAACCUCUCCUCCUUCAGCAACAGCUCAACCCAGCGUUCCGCCGGCCACCUGGGCGUGAAUCCGCCGGCAACCGUGGAGAAGGGUAAGGUCAUAAGGUCAACCUCUACUCCGCUGCAGUUGGAGCCGGUGUUCGCCAAGCCUAAAGAGCCGGUCACCUUCAACGCCUCCCACGGCGGGCAUGUGUCCAGCAUUUACCAUGAGGAGCCGGUGGCUAGUCCACCCCAAGAAAGCAAUCCCUCCCAGCAGCAGCAGCCUCCGCAACAGCGCGCCUGGAAGAUGGGCGCCCGCAACAAGAUGAGCGCCGCCACACCGCUGCGGCAGGUCAUGUCGAAAAGUAUCCAGAAGGCCUUCGUGGAGCAUGGCGGCAUGCUGACGCAGCCCGCGUCCGCGGUUAUCCAGCGCCGGGUUCGCCUCGAUCUCAGCGAGCACAGCUCCUGCGAGGCGGCCGCCGGAGGGUCCUCCGCGCUGGACCUGCGCCUCUCCCCAGCCCUGCGGCGCACCCAGAGCGAGAUUAGCAGCUCAGAGGUCAGCUCCUGCUCGCAAAAUGUCGACCUUUACAAGCGGCCGUUCCUGCUGUCCGCUCAGAAACUCACCACCGAGUCAAUCAUUAUCACCCGGAUGAACUCCAACUCUCAGGAGAGCUCCUCCACGGUGUACAACUCCUGCGAAAGUGUGGAGAUCAUCUGCUCCACCUCGGAGCCAGCUGCUGUCCAUGUGCCGGCCAUAACGCCCAUCCGCGUCACUGGUGCUGGAAUCAACAAGAAGCAGAUCAAAUUCGAGACUCCGCCUAAGAGCGGCCAGCAGCUGGUCGCCCGUGGCGAGGCCGAAGACUCAAAGGACCAGUUCUUCACACCCGAUUCUGGGACGCCGGAGCGACCAGAGCGGGUGCGGCGUCGCCAGCCGAUCGUACCGCGCCAGUUAAGCGGUGAGUUCUCGCCCAGAAAGAACAAUUUCAAGGAGAAGGAGCUGACGGUAUUGACUUUGGUUUCCUCGCCACUGCAGCGCCCAAGGGCGCGUCCUCCGCUGCGUGAGUGCCGACAGAGCAGGGCCUUCAGCGGCGUGCAGGAUGUGGGCGAACCCGAGACUCAGGACGAGGAGGAGGAGGACGAGGUGUUCCGGCCCACGAACGCCUCCACGUGCAACGAGAAAAAGCAGGAGCCACCCAGCUCUGGUCGCCUAUGGUCGCUGAUGAGCUCCAUGAUGCGCCUGCCGGCCAGCUUGCGUGGCGAGCGAGACAAGGACCAGCACCAGGAGCGGGACAAGGAGAACGCCGGCUCGGGCUCCAUUAUACGCCGGUGCGCCUCUAUCGCCGGGUCCCUCGUGCGCCCUGGCACCAAGGAGUCUUCCGUUGAGGACCAACAGACCCUUAAGCGAAAGCGCACGCACACGCUGGACAACCAGUACUGCGGUCCUGUAUCGCCGUCCAGCUCCUCGAAGCGCUACCGCAUCCGGUCCCGGGAGCCUAUUGAGCGGAUGCGGCGCCAAUAGCGAUUAAGCUUUUAUCUGAGAAAUUAUGUUUUAAUCGAGAAUCUGUUUUAAAAUUUUAAUAAAUGUUCCGUCUUGCA
This is a messenger RNA of Drosophila ficusphila, 2230 nucleotides long. RefSeq names its product mitosis initiation protein fs(1)Ya (gene fs(1)Ya). Lineage: Eukaryota; Metazoa; Arthropoda; Insecta; Diptera; Drosophilidae. The transcript is spliced from 2 exons. The coding region runs from base 66 to 2153 and encodes 695 amino acids. The record is from RefSeq and is a predicted model, not a curated record.